Phasianus colchicus (ring-necked pheasant) is the source of this 2410-nucleotide messenger RNA. NCBI's taxonomy places the organism in Eukaryota, Metazoa, Chordata, Aves, Galliformes, Phasianidae. The record is from RefSeq and is a predicted model, not a curated record.
AGCGCCCCGCGUUCGCGCCUCCCGGGCUGCGGGGUCCGUGAGGCGGGCCGCGCCGGUCCCGUCGGUACAGCCGCUCCCGUGUGAGGCGGGCGCCGCGGUGCCCCUCCGGCGUUACGGUGCCGUGAGCUGUCCCGCACCUGCCGUGCGCUCCCGCUACGCGUUCGUUCGCCUGCUUGUAAGUCGUCGCUGGGGGGUCGCCGUGCCCUCGCCCACCCGUUACGGCGUUACUGUGUGUGACUCGCGCCCCGUGUGGGAGCUGACCUGCUGGAGAAGCGUCCUCAGGGGCAGCUCUGGAGGGAGUGUGUAAUUGUGCGUGUGACCUGCAUGGCUUCCAGGGAUCCAUCACUGGGACAGAGCGGCUCUCCUGCAGCCUUGCCGAUCGCCGUACGCCUCUUGGGCAGCUCCGCGUCCUCAGCUGCGCCUGCGCGGCCGCCUCCGCCUCUAUCCGCAGAGGAGCUCCACCUGCUCGAGCCCAAUGGCCAGGCGCUCUGCGAGCUGCAGCCCCUCGGGGCGCCCAGUGCACACAUGAUGAUUGUUGCCAGCCAGUCAGAAAAUGGCCAGGUGCUUCACGUCAUUCCUUCUGCCCAGCCAGGAAUGGCCCAGGUGAUAAUUCCUCAGGGUCACCUUCUGGAUGUCACUGGCACUCAGGAUGCUUCAGAAGAGAAGUGUGGUGAUGGGAACUUGCAGACUGUGGCAGUGGCUGCUAUAGCAGACAGUGUAAGCAGUUACGUUCUCCAUCCACAAGCAUCUCUCACCAUAUCAAAAAAAUCAGCAACCAGGAUAUUAGAAGACUCUUUUCCCAUCCCUCUCCAGCCCUUGCCAACAAAUGCACCUGCAUGGGCACGUCGCCUCUGGAACUGUGAGAAAAUUGGGGACUCAUACCGCGGCUAUUGUGUGAGCGAGACAGAAUUAGAGAGUGUUCUAACGCUACACAAGCAGCAAACACAAAGUGUGUGGGGGACGCGCCAGUCUCCAAGCCCGGCCAAACCCGCCACACGGUUGAUGUGGAAAUCUCAGUAUGUCCCAUAUGAUGGGAUCCCCUUUGUCAAUGCAGGAAGCAGAGCCAUUGUAAUGGAGUGCCAGUAUGGGCCAAGGAGAAAAGGGUUCCAGUCUAAAAAAGCUGGUGAGCAGGAAAGCACUUCUGGCUAUCUGUACAAAGCCACUUGUCCAGCAAGGAUCUAUAUUAAAAAAGUUCAGAAGUUUCCGGAGUACAGAGUUCCUACUGACCCUAAAAUUGACAAGAAAAUCAUAAGAAUGGAGCAGGAAAAAGCAUUCAACAUGCUGAAAAAGAACUUGAUAGAGGCUGGUGGUAUCGUCAGGUGGUAUGUGCAGUUACCCACUCAGCAAGCCCACCAAUAUCACGAAAUGGAAACUUCCUGCCUCCCUUCUUCACCCUCCCAUUUUUCUGCUGCUUUUCCUGAGGAGGAGGAGGACGUUGUUAGAGAUGAGAACUGUACUCUGCCUUCCCGCCUUCAUCCUCAAGUGGCAGACAAGAUCCGAGAACUGGUGUCUCAAGGGAUAGAGCAAGUCUAUGCAGUGAGGAAGCAACUGAGAAAGUAUGUGGAAAGAGAAUUAUUCAAACCUGAUGAGGUGCCAGAGAGACAUAACCUAUCCUUCUUUCCCACUGUGAACGACAUCAAGAACCACAUUCAUGAAGUGCAGAAGUCCCUGAGAAAUGGUGAUGUGGUAUAUAACUCAGAAAGCAUUCCAGCAACGCUACAGUGGACCACAGAUGGUGGGAAUGUUCUCACAGAAACAGUGACUGUUACGUUUGCCUCACCACCUUCCAAUGGAAGCUCACCAGGGGAGUCAGUCAUCACCAAAGCAGAAUCCAACCAGAGUGCGGAGACCUUGCUAUCAGAAAAAGCUCAGCUGUUAUCUUCUCUUUCUUCACUUCAGCCCAAGAUAUUUGCACAAUUUCAGGGAUUACAGAUGCAAUCAAACUUUACCUCCACAAAUGGAUCAACAGCCCUGAUAGCUGUAAAUAACCAUUCCCAUUCCAAUUCUGCAAGUCUCUUGGAUUCCAUAGAGAGUGCAGUAACCAACCAUCCUCCAGUACUUGGCCAGGGGCACAGUCUGCAAAAAGGUGCUGGCCUAGCACAGCACAGUGCUGCUGCCUCUGGUUUUGGGACUUCUGCCACUGAUCAGAAUCUUGUCACCAUGGGCCAUCUGGUAGCACUUGACAGGGAAGGGGACUCCAGAAACCUAGAAGGAGGAAUCCAGGAAGUUCUCUUGGGAGAUGUACAGACUAUUCCAGUACAGAUUGUGGAAAGCCAGCCUGCACUUAAUGAAGAUACUACAGAGGCUGGUAUCUGUAUGAGCCAAGUUAAACAAGAGCCAAGAGAAAAAGCACUGUCUGUGGAGCCAGAUAAAACCAGAGACUGCCAGAGAUCUUCCUCUGUUUAAAUCU